CGUUAGUGCAGUCACGUGCGGUACAGAGUACAGUACGGGCGAUCAAAUUCGCUGUUAGCGAUUACAUUCGCAGAUGAUUCUCAGUAUUCAGUAUCUUAGUCUGAAUCCAUGUCAUUUCUUAUGUCAUCUGUGUGAUACAUGUCAUGCGUACAUAUCACGUUGCAUUAAACGAUAUUAUAACCUUAAUUCCACAAAUCGAUUCGAGUAAUCGUCAAUGGAAUACAAAUAAUGGGAUUUACAUUUAUAAAGCCCUGUUUUAGAUAAAUUUUAGAUUUAACAAUUUCCAAUUAAUCAUGAAAAUCUAGAUAGAGAACUAUCAUCUGAAUAAACUUUAUCACUAAAUUUUAGCGUCAUGAUGAAAGGACCGAGUACGAUAACGCUGCAAAAUAUUAUAGAAUUACAUAAAUUAAGACGGGAAAUGGAUGUUCGUCUACGAUUGAUUAUAUAUAGGGAUAAUAUGAUUUUCAAUGAUAUUAUUGUCAGACUACAAGCAGUAUUUAAAUACGAUAUCGGUGAACGAUUCAAAGGACCUGCAGGGGAUAAUAUUGAAAAUACAUAUAAAAACGUAGCAAAGCCAGUUUGUCUAUGUGCAAAGGGACUCAAUUCCUACCUCGUCUCAGCUUACAUUGUAACGUUGUCAAAAUCAUUUGUUUAUCGUAAAAGUGCUAUGAAAGUGUUGAAAACAUUUCUGCGGACUUGUAAUAACUUAGCAUUUGAUGAAGGAUAUUUACAGAUAAUAUUUAUAAGAUUGAGAAUGCCAAAAAAACAAUUUUUAGAUUACAAAUGGAACGAAAAAUUAAUGCAAAUGGUUUUGGAAAAGCAAGAAACUGAUUGUGCUAUGUCUUGGUUGUCCACAUUGGGAGGAGCAUUUUCUGCAUUGGGGGAAGAAUUUAAACAUUGUGCUGAAAUAGCAGGCAAAAUUUCAGUGAGACAGUUUGAAUUAGCAUUACGUCUUGAUAAUCCUCUCCUUGUUGCUCGUUGCAGAUUAUAUUCUGCUUUAAGCUUAAUUCAACGUGGUUGCUUUACUACCCCAAAAUACAUGAUACAGAGAAUUUACAAAUUUGCACUCAGAGAGAAGGAUGUGCGUUUACAAAAUAUGUGUCUGGGUAUAUGGGCCAAGUUGCGACAUAAUUAUAAACAAUACAAACAAAAGGAGUCUGUAUCACUUAAAACUUUGCAUAUAUCCUCAAAAAUAUAGGAAAUUUGAACUUUGUAUGUGUGUUUUUAAGUAUGUUAAUAAUAUAUUAUUUUACAAGCACAGUUCUCUACAAUUUAUUGAACAUUUUCUUCUUAAUUAAAAUAAAUGUUAUAUAUUGCUUAUAACCCAACCAAAAAACAAUAGGUAGUAAUAAAUGCAAAUUGAUCUAUUGAGCAAACAUUUGCAUCAAUCAUUGGCAAGUAUUUAUUAUAAAUUUGACAUAUCUAUUUAUACAUACACGCGCAUAUAUAUUUAUAAUUCAUCUAUUGCUUUAUGUUGUAAUAUGUGCAUGUAAUUUAAAAAUUAACAUAUACAGAGGUACAAAUUCCUCUAUAUUACAUCAUACAUUGCUGCACUUACUUAGAUAACGAAAAUUCUUCAACUUGUAAGUAUGUAAUAUAAUAUAUAAAAUUGUUUGGUUUGAAUAUUUAUUUUUGGUUUUGAGAGGUUGAUGUAGUUUAUCGCAUUAAAAAAGAAAUAUUGGAAUGAUUUAGCAAAUGUUACACGAAUGAUUAGAAACUGCAGUUUUAUGCACGUGUAAAAAAAAAUAAUAACCAUUUAUAAUUCAUAAUUUCAAAUAUGGUAACUCAUGCAUUCAGUCUUGAUAAUUGACCUAAACAAUGCCUUCAUAUAUGUAAUAAAGAAGAGAUAGACUUGAAAUUCAUAUAAAUGACGAAGCCACUUAUCAAUACUACUACAUUCUCUUGUAAGGUAUAAAAUAUCUAUAUUUUGUACACUCGCUGUAUCGAAUUUUUAUUAAAUAUUUCAUUCUUCAUAUUAUGCCUCAAAUCUUUCAUCUGUAAAUUAAAACAGCUUACCACUGCAUUUAAUUAAAUCUACUUUAACAUCAAUGAGCGAGUGUGC
This is a messenger RNA of Formica exsecta, 2062 nucleotides long. RefSeq lists its product as uncharacterized. The transcript is spliced from 3 exons. The coding region runs from base 353 to 1198 and encodes 281 amino acids. The record is from RefSeq and is a predicted model, not a curated record. Lineage: Eukaryota; Metazoa; Arthropoda; Insecta; Hymenoptera; Formicidae.